Molecule: messenger RNA, 1968 nt
Organism: Penicillium brasilianum
Lineage: Eukaryota; Fungi; Ascomycota; Eurotiomycetes; Eurotiales; Aspergillaceae
Source: the annotation of a GenBank genome assembly
CCCAAAACGUGGAUUUUAACAGUCUUGACAUCCAUUGUCAUACACGGGUGGCAUUGCAAGAUGGGUUCGCAUUCCUACGAUUUCAUCGUGGUCGGAGCUGGACCGGCUGGAUGUGCGGUCGCAUCAACCCUCGCCAAAUCAGCCAAGCGCCCAAAUGUGCUCCUCCUCGAAGCCGGCGAGCACAAUGAGGACAAGACUCUCCGGGUCUGGGGCAAGCGCUUUGUAACUUUCAUGGAGAGCAACCUCAACUGGGGAUACAAGACGACUCCACAAGAGCAUUGUAGCGGCCGUGAGCUUGACUACUCCCGCGGCAAAUGUGUCGGUGGGAGUUCGGCCAUUAACUUUGGUGUGUACACCGUUGGCGCCAGGGAUGACUAUGAUCAAUGGGCUGCUGAAGUAGGCGACGACACGUUUGCUUGGAAAAACAUACAAGCCAGGUUUAAGGCUUUGGAGACUUUUGCUGGGGAGAUUGCUCGCCCUGAGCAUCAGAAGUAUGGAGCUCCCCAGGCGGCAGACCAUGGCGACACGGGUGCUCUGGCUAUUGGCUAUGCGACAGAGUGGGAGACCGACUUGCCGCUAAUCUUGGACGCCUUUGAAGAAGCUGGUCUUGAGCGAAACCUGGAUCAUAACUCUGGAAAUCCGCUUGGUUUGGGUUUGAUCAUCAAUUCUGUGCGUGAUGGCGUGCGGACUACAGCAGCCGAUCUGGUGAAGAGCGCACUCGAGAACCUCGUCGUCGUCCCCAAUAGUCCAGUGCAGCGUGUGAUCAUGGAGGGCAAGAAAGCCGUGGGUGUCGAGAGUAAUGGAACUCAGUACUUCGCUUCCAAGGAAGUCAUCAUUUCUGCAGGAUCCCUCGAUAGCCCCAAGAUCCUCAUGCACUCCGGCCUUGGUCCAGCCGCCGAACUCACGAAAUUCAAGAUCCCCGUCAUCCAAGAUCUACCAGCGGUCGGCCAGGGUCUGAACGACCACCCCUUCACCACCCUCCUGGUAACCCGAAACCCAGAGACCAACGACCGCAACGCCUUCUUCCAAAGCCCAGAAGCCAUGUCGGCCGCUAUGGAGCAAUGGAACCAAGACGGUACGGGUCCUUGGUCACGCUACUGCUCUCAACUCGGCGGAGGCUGGUUCAAGUCAGACCGAAUCUCCUCGUCAGAAGAAUUCAAAGCCCUUCCCACCGAGGUACAGGACUUUCUGAACCGGGAGACGAUCCCGCACUACGAGUUCAUCAUCGGGCUUCCCUUGCACAUGCACGUGCCACAGAUGUUCCAGGACUAUAGCUACGUUUGUAUAGCCGUCAUGCUGAUGAACCAGCAAUCAAGGGGUGAAGUCCGCCUGCAAUCGUCAAACCCGGAUGACCCAUUAACGUUCGACCCGCAUUUCCUCGAACACCCCUACGAUCGCCGCGCCUGUAUCGAAAUGUACCGACACCUGCUCGAACUAACCGAGCACCCGUCCUUUGCGAAAGAUACUAUCGCGACGGUUAUCGCGCCGGCAUCCAAGUCUGAUGAGGAUAUUUUGCAGUUUUGGAAGGAUAAUGUAUCGCCAUGCUGGCAUAUGACUGGCACCGUGAAGAUGGGUCAAGAUGCGAGCAAGGAUGCGGCUGUUGAUCAUACGUUCCGUGUUUUUGGUGUCGAGGGCUUGCGGGUUGCGGAUAUGAGCGUUGUCCCCGUGUUGACGAAUAAUCAUACUCAGGCUACGGCAUAUGUCACCGGGGCUACCUGUGCGGAUGUCUUGAUCAAGGAGUAUGGUUUGGAUCAAUAGUGGGAUAUGUUUCUUGAAGGAGUGUGUAUUAGUGAUGGUCUUCUGAAGCCAAUCAAUUAGUGAAGCAUGCGAGAAGAUUGAAUCUUGGAUCAGGUAGUUAGUGGAAAGUUCCCAGCUGGAGAGUUCUUUCCAAGCUGCCUAUAUCAACUCUGUUUCUUGUCGCCAUCAAUUUCCAAAGCCCCGUCGUCCGGCAUCUAUUCCUUAUAUACA